AUGCAGGGGUUGUGGUCCCGCGCUGUCUCGAAGCAGUCGUCCUGCCGCUGCAUCGGGUGUUUGAGUACCACCGCCAAUGGUGUCACUUCGAGAUCGGCUACCGCUGCCAGCAAGCGGAAACUUCGAAUUGGUAACUCUGUCACUGCAUUAUACACCAGCAUCUUCGCCGCCGCCGCCCUUGCCGAUGCCAGUGUGAAAGAUCGACGCCGACAUGACUGGGACGAAAAGAUUGCCGCGGUCAAGGCGGAAGUGAGCGAAUUGGUCGACGAGGAACAACGGAUUUUGGCUUCGUUACAAUCAGGAAGAGAGAACCGAGGUCUCAAUCGGUUAAUGCGGACGAGGGGAUUAGGCCCUGUUGGAAGAUUCCCGCCCGGAAUCCAAUCCCCGCCGGAUAUGAAUCGCUCUUUGAGAUCUUUUCAUACUGAGCGAAGGCGAUUGAAUGCUGUGAAUGCCCGCCUGUUGGAUAGUUCGCCGGCUGUGGAAGAGCAAGAUCAUGAUCUCGAUCAGACAGACGAGAGUGAGAUCUUUGUUGCACAAGAGACAUUGCCUCACUGGGUUCUUGAAGAUGACCUUCGUCUGAAGGCUAUACAAAAAUUGGCCUUGAGGCAGUUCGCUAUUCGAAUGCUGCUACGGCCUGCCAUUGCUCACCGUUAUUCCGGUGUUUCGAUGAAUUACGCGGCCGAUUUUGAGACCCCCCAGGUUGACGUUUCCCAGCUCCUUGAAGAAUUAAACACAAUUCGGCACCGCAUGAUCACUUUAAAAACACAACGGGACGCGGCAUUCAGCGACAUCACCAAGGACUAUGCUGCAAGCCAAUUGGGCGAAAUGCAAAGGGAGCGCGAAGUCCUUGAUGCCGAGCUUACGAACGAUAUCAACUCUUACACGAGCCAGGAGAUGUCCCUCCAAGAGCUGCUUCUAAGACUAUCUAAUAACAUCUUGAGCUCAACAGACCCAGAACGCCCGACAGCUUUCCGACUCAUGAUCAUGGCAUUCACACGGACCCGUCAAAAUGAUUUGGUAGAGCUGCUUCUGCGAACAUUAUUACCAAACCGAUUCUACAUCAAUCCUUCGCUAGUGAUUACGAUCAUAUCUUUCUUCAAGAAGUCGAAGAAUCUCAAGGACUUUGAUUUGUUCUUGAAGAUGCUCGGUGGAGAAGGGUAUUCCGUGAACUUGGGGAGCAGGGGCUAUUACAAACACCGAAAGGUCAAUGGGCUGGACAUCAUUGUGCCUUCUUUGAAUAGCACCAAUCCUGUCAUCUAUGCCAGCUUGAUCGGCGCUGCUUUGCGCUUUGAUCAACCCGAGCGAGCCGACGCUUGGCUCCAGGCUGCACGGAGUGGAGGCUUCUUUGAUAGCUGGGAGACUCUUUUCACAUACCUCCGGUUCUACAGUAUUCGCCGAGACUGGGAGAAGGGUGCCAAUGUGUUGAAAAGAGCUGUGACCUACCUCGUAUCGUCAACAGAUCAUCGCAUCGAUUCUGUUGAGCGAUUAAUAGGAAGAAUGGUGGGCCUUUGUGAUUCAUGUGAUCGACUUGAUACAUCGAAUGAAUUGAUCAAGGCUGCAAUCCACAGUGGAUUUGAUCCCCAACUCCUGUCUCGACAGGCGGAUAUGGCACCUUUCGUUCAAGAUGAUCUCAAACGGUGGUUUGCGGCUGCCAAGUCAACACCAAAGAAGAAUAUCAAUCGUCCUGUAUGGCAAAAGUGCUAUGACUUUGGCAACACGUUUGGUGAAUAUUUGAGCGACCUUGAAAUGCCUUCAGAAAGCGCCUUCGCCCACCAAAAUGCCAGAAUGGCUGAACAGCACGCAAACAAUGCCAUGUCUGCUGCCCUUGGCCACGGCCGAGGAAAGACCUCCAAGCCUGCCGACAACACACAUGCUGAAGACAUCUCCACACUCAAAACCGAGGUUGCACAACUCCGCGAGCUCGUUUUUGAACUCCGCAAACACCACAUCUCCGACUCUACAAAUGAGCACCCCUCUUCCGACACGAAGCGUGAUAUCCCAAAUCCUAUCCCUUCCACCGAGACUAAGCCUUCCAUCAACACAUCAACACCGAAACCCCUCCCUGUAAACCACAAAUUCACUCGAACCGCGGGCUCUAUCACGCUUGACAGAUCGAUGUCUACAUUGUCUCCUCAGAUACCCCCCAAACGCAAGACGAGGCAAUCUAAACGCGCUGCCAAGGCAUCAGCGAAGACGGCUGUUGAAGAUUCAACCACGCCUCCUCCCACUGAGGCGUAA
Penicillium antarcticum is the source of this 2238-nucleotide messenger RNA. RefSeq lists its product as uncharacterized. The coding region runs from base 1 to 2238 and encodes 745 amino acids. The record is from RefSeq and is a predicted model, not a curated record. NCBI's taxonomy places the organism in Eukaryota, Fungi, Ascomycota, Eurotiomycetes, Eurotiales, Aspergillaceae. The transcript has a single exon.